AUGGCCCUAGACGUACCAGAUGGCACGCCCGACCGCGGGCAAGGCGUUGUGAUAUUGAGUAUCAUCCUUAUGGUCCUGAUAAUCCUGGCUACUGUCACGCGUAUUAUGAGCAAGGUUGUCGCGCACCAAAACUGGUGGUGGGAUGACCUGUUCGCAAUCCUCUCUGUGAUCUGCGAACUAGUCGUGCUAUCCCUGGUUCUAGUAUGGCGAAACAUCGGCUUGGGCUACCACAUGUCAGUCGUGGCGUCCAUUAACCCAGAAUACCUCAUCACCGGAUCCAAAUACCUCUUCAUCGCGAUAUUCUUCUUCGAUGCCUCAGUUUGCCUCCCCAAGAUCUCCGCGGCCUUCUUCUACGCACGUGUCUUCCGCUCCAACAACCGUGCCUUCCGUAUAAACCUCUGGAUCAUCGGUGCCCUCGUCUCCGGUUGGCUCAUCUCCGCCGAGAUCUCAACCAUCUUCCAGUGCAACCCCAUCGCCAAAGCCUGGAACAGCAGCCUACCAGGAACAUGUAUCAAACAGUACGACUGGUAUCUCUCGACUGCUAUCCUCUCCACCGUCAUCGACUUCUACAUCCUCAUCCUCCCGAUCCCCAUGAUCUGGUCCUUGAAAAUGAGCCUCCGCCGCCGCAUUUAUCUCCUCAUCUGCUUCUUCAUGACUUACUCCGUCAUCGUGCUGUCCCUGGGCCGUCUUGUCGCCGUGGUCAAUGUCGUCCCCAUCAUGCCAGCCGAUUUAACAUGGGAGUUCCCGCUGUACCUGUACUGGUCUGUCUUAGAGGGCUCGAUUUCCAUCGUCUCGAUUAGUGUUCCGAGUGGUAUCGCCCUGGUCAAAGCCAUUAUUCGACCAGAUGGGAGUUCCUGGGGGUCCAGCAAUGGGAGCAGUGGGAAGCGUGGGAGCUACGGAAACACCACUGUUAUUAAACCCGCCAGGGAACUGACGAUACGUACCUAUGGCGAUAGGGACAGCGAUGACCAUCUCGUCUCGGAUGUCGAGACUGCCAGAACAGUGAGUACGGAUGAUAUCGCCAACAUCCCGCUAGGUGGAAUCAAGAUCCGGACAGAUAUUCGAGUAAUGAAUCGCGAGAAAGACUAA
Messenger RNA from Aspergillus bombycis, 1089 nucleotides. RefSeq lists its product as uncharacterized. The coding region runs from base 1 to 1089 and encodes 362 amino acids. The transcript is spliced from 2 exons. NCBI's taxonomy places the organism in Eukaryota, Fungi, Ascomycota, Eurotiomycetes, Eurotiales, Aspergillaceae. The record is from RefSeq and is a predicted model, not a curated record.